UUCCCUGAGACUCAAAACGAGGCUGCGUCUCGAUCAGGGCGCGCGGACCGCAUUCCUCCUCAUUCAUGCCGUGCUGAGACUCUUCACACUCGGAAAGUGCAAGCGGAGCUUUACACACUGCUGCCGAGAAAAUGUACUCAAGUUUGAGAUUUUACGCAUGGCGAGGAUAAUAAACCAAGGCAUAAAGAGCACAAGGCUAGCGGCCAUGGCGCUGCGGAUGAUGGUGUAGACGACAGCUCCGUGCCGAGAGAGAGAGCAGAGAGGACACUGGGUCAAUAAGUCGCUCUCCUCACCGUAGACUGACAGACACUGUCCAGGUUUUUUCCGGGCCCAGGAUCACAAAGGUGAACGGAUCACCUGGCUUACCGCUUCCUCUCAGAAAGAUAUUCAAAAUGCUGCCGUAUGGGAGGAGGCCCCUUCCCGCCUCUCUUCACGAGGCAUUCCUCCUCCUUUUCUUCCUCUCGUUCCUCCCUCAACAUGGGGGGCUCGAGGUUAACCUCUCUUCCUUGCGGACCUUUACCUCACCAGAGGGAGGGCUUACGCAUUUGGUUGUCCAUAACAAAACGGGUGAAGUCUACGUCGGUGCUGUCAAUUGGAUCUACAAGCUCUCCAGCAACCUGACCAAGCUCCGAAACCAUGUUACCGGUCCUGUGGUGGAUAAUGAGAAAUGUUACCCACCACCUGGUGUUCAGUCUUGCCCUCACGAGCUAUCACAGACUAGCAAUGUCAACAAGCUGUUGCUUCUGGAUUCAGGACAGAACAGGCUCAUUGCAUGUGGAAGCACCUCACAGGGUAUAUGCCAGUUCCUCCGACUGGAUGACCUCUUCAAACUUGGUGAGCCGCAUCACCGCAAGGAGCACUACCUUUCAAGUGUGUCCGAGGCGGGCACUAUGUCAGGAGUGGUUAUUAGUGGAACCCAAGGUGAAGACAGCGGCAAAUUGUUCGUAGGUACACCCAUCGAAGGAAAAUCUGAGUACUUCCCAACUCUCUCCAGUCGUAAGCUGAUGGCUAAUGAGGAGAAUGCUGAAAUGUUCAGCUUUGUCUACCAGGAUGAGUUUGUCUCCUCACAGCUCAAGAUUCCAUCCGACACCCUUUCCAAGUUCCCAACUUUUGACAUCUACUACGUCUAUGGCUUUAGCAGCGAGCAGUUCAUCUACUACCUAACUCUCCAGCUGGACACCCAACUCACCUCGCCGGAUGCCAGUGGUGAACAGUUCUUCACCUCCAAGAUUGUCCGCCUCUGUGUGGAUGACCCCAAGUUCUACUCCUACGUGGAGUUUCCUAUUGGCUGUACCAAGGAUGGUGUGGAAUACCGAUUGGUUCAAGACGCCUACCUCAGUCGGCCCGGUGCCAAGCUGGCGCGAUCAUUGGGCAUCUCUGAACAGGAAGAGGUGCUGUUUACCGUUUUUGCUCAGGGCCAAAAGAACCGGGCCAAGCCACCGAAAGAAUCAGCCCUGUGCCUGUUCACACUGCGAAAAAUCAAGGAAAAGAUUAAGGAGAGGAUCCAAUCCUGCUACCGGGGGGAAGGAAAACUAUCCCUGCCCUGGCUCCUCAACAAGGAACUGAACUGCAUCAACUCACCUCUCCAGAUAGAUGACAACUUUUGUGGCCAGGACUUCAACCAGCCUCUAGGGGGCACCACUACGAUUGAAGGGAUUCCUUUAUUCCUGGACAAAGAUGACGGGAUGACGUCAGUGGCGGCGUAUGAUUAUCGCGGCCACACCGUAGCUUUUACCGGCACCCGUAGCGGCAGGAUGAAGAAGAUCUUGGUGAACUCCAUUACCCAGCCUGCACUGCUGUAUGAGAACGUGGUGGUGAGCGAAGAGAACCCAAUUUUGAGGGACAUGCUGUUCAGCCCUGACCAUCAAUACAUCUACACUCUCACAGAUAAAGAGGUGAGCCGGGUGCCGGUGGAGAGCUGUGAGCAGUACAGCAGCUGUAGCGAGUGUCUGGCUUCUGGUGAUCCCCACUGCGGCUGGUGUGUCCUGCACAGUGUAUGUUCACGUAAGGACCGCUGUGAGCGAGCUGAUGAGCCGCAGCGCUUCGCCUCCAGAUUGGAGCAGUGCGUCCGACUCAUGGUGCAGCCCAACAAUAUUUCAGUCACCAUGUCUGAAGUUCAGCUGGUUCUUCAGGCUCAGAACGUUCCCAGUCUGGCUGCGGGCGUUAACUGCUCAUUUGAGGACUACACUGAGACGGAGGGACACAUCAUGGGGGGACGUAUAUACUGCCUGUCCCCCUCCGCACGGGAGAUCGCUCCCAUCACACGCAACCAGGGUGACAAGCGGGUGGUGAAGCUCUAUCUGAAAUCCAAGGAGACGGGGAAGAAGUUUGCCAGCGUGGAUUUUGUCUUCUACAACUGCAGUGUCCAUCAGUCGUGUCUCUCCUGUGUGAACGGCUCCUUUCCAUGCCACUGGUGCAAAUAUCGACACAUGUGUACCCACAAUGCCAACGAUUGCUCCUUCCAAGAGGGCCGCGUCAACAUGUCUGAGGAGUGCCCUCAGAUCCUGCCGUCCACUCAGAUCUACAUCCCUGUUGGUGUCAUGAAGCCCAUCACCUUGUUGGCCCGGAAUCUUCCGCAGCCUCAGUCUGGGCAGAGGAACUAUGAGUGUAUCUUCUAUAUUCAGGGGAAGGAGUACAGUGUCACUGCAUUGCGCUUCAACAGCACUAGCAUACAGUGUCAGAAGACCAUGUAUGACUAUGAAGGAAAUGACAUCAGCGACCUGCCGGUGGAUCUCUCGGUUGUGUGGAAUGGAGAUUUCGUCAUUGACAAUCCUUACAAUAUCCAAGCGCACCUGUACAAGUGUUACGCCAUGCGGGACAGCUGUGGGAUGUGUUUGAAAGCGGAUCCUCGGUUCGACUGCGGCUGGUGUGUGCAGGAGAAGAAGUGUUCGCUGAGACAGGAGUGUGCUCCUCCAGAGAGCAUCUGGAUGCACCCCAGUGCAGGAAACAGUCGCUGCGCGCACCCCAAAAUCAACAAGCUGCUUCCUGAGACCGGACCACGGCAAGGCGGAACCAGACUCACCAUCACCGGAGAGAACCUGGGUCUGCAGUUUAGAGACAUUAUGACAGGCGUUCGGCUGGGAAAAGUACCCUGUGUUCCUAUUGAAGAGGAAUACGUUAGUGCGGAAAGGAUUGUGUGUCUGCUGAAUGAUGCCACAGGAUACCGCGUACAGGAAGCCCAGGUGGAGGUGUGCGUGAGAGACUGCCUGGCUGACUACAGAGCCCUCUCACCCAGGGCUUUCACCUUUGUGACGCCGUACUUCACACGUGUUCAGCCCGCUCAGGGACCUCUUUCAGGGGGAACCAGAAUCACUAUUGAAGGAAACCAUCUCAACGCUGGCAGCUCUGUUGCGGUCAACAUUGGGCGCCACCCUUGUCACUAUAAAAAGCGGAGCUCUAAAGAGAUCGUGUGCGUGACCCCAGCCGGCGUGAACGCGGGAAGCACUCCGGUUAUGGUGGACAUCGACUCUGCUGAGCUGAGGAACCCUGAGGUGAAGUUUAACUACACAGAGGACCCCACCAUCCUGAAGAUAGACCCUGACUGGAGCAUUGCUAGCGGUGGGACUUUGCUGACGAUCAGCGGCACCAACCUGGCCACCAUUAAAGAACCCAAGAUCCGUGCCAAGUACGGCUCUGCCGAGUCCUUCCAUAACUGCACAGUUUUCAACAACUCCGUUAUGGUCUGCCUGGCCCCGUCGGUGGCUGAUUCGGAUAGAGGCUUUGCUGAGACUGGCAGCGGACCGGAUGAGAUCGGCUUCUACAUGGAUAACGUCCACGCCCUUGUGGUCGUCAACGAGAGCUUCAGCUACUACCCGGACCCCGUCUUUGAACCCCUCAGUCCCACAGGCAUUCUGGAGCUCAAACCAACAUCGCCCCUUAUCCUGAAGGGUCGUAAUUUGAUUCCUGCAGCUCCUGGUAACUCCAGACUUAACUACACGGUGUUUAUCGGAGAGACGCCGUGCGUUCUGACGCUGUCUGAGUCCCAGUUGCUGUGCGAGUGGCCCAACCUCACCGGCCAGCACAAAGUGACGAUCCGGGCAGGAGGGUUCGAAUAUUCCCCCGGCACGCUGCAGAUCUACUCUGACAGCCUUCUCACCCUGCCUGCCAUCAUCGGGAUCGGUGGAGGUGGAGGCCUCCUGCUGCUGGUCAUCAUCGCGGUGCUCAUCGCCUACAAGCGCAAGUCUCGCGACGCAGACCGCACCCUCAAAAGACUCCAGCUGCAAAUGGACAACCUGGAGUCUAGAGUCGCUCUCGAGUGCAAAGAAGCUUUUGCCGAACUCCAAACUGACAUCCAUGAACUAACCCAAGAGCUGGAUGGAGCUGGUAUCCCGUUCCUGGACUACCGAACCUAUGCCAUGAGAGUCCUGUUCCCUGGCAUUGAGGACCACCCAGUGCUCAAGGAGAUGGAGGUACGGGUGCAGGCUAAUGUCGAGAAGGCCUUGACUCUGUUUGGUCAACUCCUCACCAAGAAGCACUUCCUGCUGACAUUUAUCCGCACGUUGGAAGCUCAACGCUCCUUCUCCAUGCGUGACCGUGGCAACGUGGCAUCACUCAUCAUGACAGCUCUACAGGGAGAGAUGGAGUACGCUACAGGAGUCCUCAAACAGCUGCUCUCUGACCUCAUCGACAAGAACCUGGAGAGCAAGAACCAUCCUAAACUGCUGCUCAGGAGGACCGAAUCUGUUGCUGAGAAGAUGCUUACAAACUGGUUCACUUUUCUUCUGUACAAGUUCUUAAAAGAGUGUGCAGGUGAGCCUCUCUUCAUGCUGUACUGUGCUAUGAAACAGCAGAUGGAAAAAGGCCCUAUAGACGCCAUCACCGGAGAGGCCCGAUACUCCCUCAGUGAGGACAAACUCAUCCGGCAACAGAUUGACUACAAGACGCUGACACUUCAUUGUGUGAACCCGGAGAAUGAGAACGGCCCAGAGGUGACGGUGAAAUGCCUGAACUGUGACACUAUCACCCAGGUGAAGGAGAAGCUUCUGGAUGCUGUGUAUAAAGGAAGCCCAUACUCCCAGAGACCCAAAGCAGGAGACAUGGACCUGGAGUGGCGGCAGGGGCGACUGGCGAGGAUCAUUCUGCAGGAUGAGGAUGUCACUACUAAGAUUGAUAAUGACUGGAAACGCCUGAACACACUAGCACACUAUCAGGUAACAGAUGGGUCUGUUAUCGCCCUGGUGCCAAAGCAAAACUCUGCGUACAACAUCUCAAACUCGUCCACCUUCACCAAGUCCCUCAGCAGAUACGAGAGCAUGUUGAGGACGGCCAGUAGCCCAGACAGUCUGCGGUCCAGGACGCCCAUGAUCACACCCGAUCUAGAGAGCGGUACCAAACUCUGGCACCUCGUCAAAAACCACGACCAUGCAGACCAGCGUGAGGGCGAUCGCGGGAGCAAGAUGGUGUCAGAGAUCUACCUUACACGACUGCUGGCCACCAAGGGUACUUUACAGAAAUUCGUUGAUGAUUUGUUUGAGACGAUAUUCAGCACGGCUCACCGUGGCAGUGCCCUCCCUCUCGCCAUUAAAUACAUGUUUGACUUCCUGGAUGAGCAGGCGGACAAACACCAAAUCACAGAUUCAGAUGUUCGUCACACUUGGAAGAGCAACUGUUUGCCAUUGAGGUUCUGGGUGAACGUGAUCAAGAACCCUCAGUUUGUGUUCGACAUCCACAAGAACAGCAUCACAGAUGCGUGUCUCUCCGUAGUGGCCCAAACCUUCAUGGACUCCUGCUCCACAUCUGAACACAAGCUCGGCAAAGAUUCCCCUUCCAACAAGCUGCUCUAUGCUAAAGAUAUUCCCAAUUACAAGAACUGGGUAGAAAGGUAUUACUCAGACAUCGCGCGCAUGCCCGCCAUCAGUGAUCAGGACAUGAGCGCUUAUCUCGCGGAGCAGUCCAGACUCCACCUGAGCCAGUUUAACAGCAUGAGCGCCCUCCACGAGAUCUACUCCUACAUCACAAAGUACAAAGACGAGAUCCUGUCCGCACUACAGAAGGACGAGUUAGCUCGGCGACAGAGACUGCGCAGUAAACUGGAACAGGUUAUCGACACCAUGGCUCUGACAAGCUGAGGACCUCCUCCCCGUCUCUCCACCCGCCUCAGCUGGCUCCCUCUGACCUCCUGACCCCGCCCCCGAGCCUCGCCCACAGUCAUACACACACAUGCACACACACACACACACACACUAAGCUAACGGACUGCAAGGACAGAAGCAGUACACUGGAGACCCCUCAGCCCAGGGUGGAAAUCCUCUUUCAUCACUUCCUUUGAACUCAACACGCAUCAGAAUGUCUCCCCAGACGCCACGUCCAACCAAUAGGACUUAGUUUUUUGGAUUUUUAUCAUUUUGGAGUGUGUGUUGAGCCAUGCUUGUGUGCUUUUACUCACCAAGGAUGUCUUGUAUUAUGAGCCAGAAGACCUUAAAGCCCAUGAAGGAUAAAAGCGGUGUUUUUUCCCCCCACAAACAGAAUUUUGUUUUAGCGCUUACUUUAACGUCUUUUUAUUUUUACUCUUUGGGUUGAUCAAACAACUCACUCACUCCAGUCUCCUGCCACUUGUGUUACUGCUGAAUUUGCACAAUUUACAGGAACUACAACAAAUGAAAAUGAUAUAAAUAUAUAUAUAAAUGUGUAUAGAUAUAUAAAUACAACUGCAUUUUUAUACAAAAAGAGUGAAAAGAUGCGUACAAAGUUUUCCAUUUUAACAUAGAAAAGAAUAAGAUGAAUUUGAUAUGUGAAACAAAGACUGAACUAUGAAAAAAAUAUUGAAAAAAAUGUCCUGUGCCAUGUUUUAUUUGAAUGUUGUUUAGUGCAAAAAAAACGAUUUUCUUUAGAUAAAAUGUGCUAUGAUUUAAAUGUUGACUACCCUAGUGACUGAAGAACUGAGAGUGAAAAAAAUGUGCAAAAAAGAACAAACUCAGACAAAUGUGUUCCCAUGUGGUACCUAGUGUUUUUUGGGGAAAUUGUCCUCACGAAAAACAAAAGGUUCAUUGUUUAGUUGGUGGAUGAAUCUGUGUAUUUAGUUUUUGUACACUUUUUUUCAACCUUUAUUGCUAUUAUGGUUUUAGUCUGAAAGCCACUUGAGGACAUAUUCUUUGCUAUUCCGUGUAAAGACUCGAUCGAUAAUUAAUAAUUGGCCGUUUUCAUUUUGUGUUCCUUUCUCAUAUUCCGACGUCAGCACUCUAAGCCUCAGUAAUUUUUGCACAAAUCAGUCUAGAAUGAAGGAAAAAGGAGAUUGAAGAACUGACGAAUGUGUUCCGUUACUGAUGAUGUCACAAUGUGGCAUUCUGAGAAGGUUCAGUGACAUCACAGUAAAUGUAGCAAAUGUUAAUUCCAUGCAGUUCCACUUCUCUUUUAGCAGCCUCCGUUUGUUAAAAGCUUAAAAAUCAAACUGUUGCGCACAGAACGUGUUUUUAAGCUGAAUAAUUGUAUGUGAAUGCUACCCAUUCACGGAAACUGAUAGUUAAGCUAAGUUUAUUUGAAUUCAUCUCAGAAAGGCGGUAACUAUUGUGUCACGUUCUUAAACGCCCAUCAUGUCAGCAGUAGAUACUUUUUUUGGAAGUAGAAUUUUUUUUAAAUAAAUUUGUAUUUAUUUUAUUUUUUGUUGUUCAACUUUGAGCUCAUAAGCUACAUGGUUUCCUUAUGCCAUUUUUAUUGGAUGUUUUUGCGCUUUUUCUUGAUUUUCAACAAUCCACUAACUCGUUUCCAUCAAGAUUGGUGAUUUGCAGUGUUACAAAUACAAAUGUGAAGCGAUUUUCAAACUGUUUCAGGGGUAUCAAGCGGAUGACAUCGCGCUCUGCUUUACUUUUCUUCGCCAUCUUGGUUGUUUUGGAGUUUCUCUUUAUCUUCUCUCUUGCGAGCGUCUGUAACUCUGCGAGGAUGUGUAUUGCAGUGACUCGCUUUCAUGUGCUGCAGCAGUUCUCUUAAAGUCAGUCGUGUUCAAACAAGAGAGCCUCUCCUCCUUUGGUUUUCCACUGAGAUUAAAGCAGAAGUAGACUUUCUGAGAUGCGAUAGAAACGUCUUUGAAAGAUUUAGGUCAGAAACCCAAUGAGAGAAAGAGCGAGGCGCACCAACCGAACGUUUGACAGGAUCUCGCUUGUGUUACCUCCGCCAUACAUCAGGGUUCGUUCCAGCUGGGAAAGUAAUAAUGAAUCACUCUUUACACAUUUAUUUAUUUUGGGAUUACGGUUUACGUUAUUGAUUUCAUGCCAUUGCGAUUUCUCCUAAUCAACCCGGAGCAGGCCUCCACAACUCUACAACGUAUCUUCCAUGGUAAAGACAAUCUCCUUGUAGACUCGAGAUGUUCACCUGUUAGGAACUGCCUUCGUUUUCAGUCUUCGCACAGGUGUUUACGAAUUCGAAAACGAAUUAGAUCGAUGUUGGAUUUGCUUGCUUGUUUGUGUUUAGCUCUCAUAAACUAUUAGCGAUCAUUUCUGGCAAUCUUAGAGCUACGUGGAAGGAAUCGUUAAUGAAGUAGAUAGAUAGAUUGAUUGAUAGACUUCCUAAAAUACAGGAGACACAACUGUCAGAUGUGUAUGUCUUAAUUUUAAGAGUAGAAGGAAAGGGCUAGAUGUUUAGCAUUACAGGUGACUUAGACCCCUCCGUCUGGCUUUCCUUACGUUAGUAUGUUCAGUUCAUUUUCAGUAGAUGAGAUUCUGCAUGCUUUGACAUUACAAAAUGAUUUGAGAAUACAAGCAUGCUGUUCUACUUUCAUUCCAAAGGCUGAAGAUGUUCAUUCUACAUAUCAUAAUGUAACGGUCUAGCCAUGUUUUUUUUUUUAUCGUUGUUUUCCGGAUGGAAAAAUCUCAAUGUGCUUUGCUUUGUGCUACGUUAGCGGGACUUUGGUGAUGGUGAUUGUAAAGCAGCUGGUUGCAUUGUAAUGUCUCAGGACAUGUGUUUCACUUUGAUGUCGUCUUUGCCUUUCUUUUCAUGCGAUUUAUUUUUUAUGACGAGUGCUAUCUUUGAUUUUCAAUCGUUUUUAGAUGUUGAGAUGUGGAACAUGUGGAACUCUUCAGAGAUAUUCUAACAUUUCAAAGACUUCGCUGUGUAAAGUAUUUGAGUGAUGCCUCUCAUUUUACGACACUUGUUUUGAGAACUACUUUGAGUACAGGAACAAACAAACAAAAAAAGAAGUUGUAGUAAAGGGGAAAACAAGCCGAACAUAAGGUGUUUCAGACUCACAGAGCUUUCGUUUCGCACAGAGUGCCUUGUCAACUCCUCUCUCAUUUUUCUCAACCUCCUCCGACCCUACCAUUUUCCACAAUCCAUCUCUAUCCAUUCGCCUCUUUAUCACAGUCUGGCCACGCCCUCUUUCUUAGACGCCUCCUCAGUCCAGAAGACCAAUCCGGGUUUUGAUUUACACUCAUGGUGUUUCCAGAUUGAAGAAAAAAUCCUUUUUUGGAAGGAUGAAUUAACUUAAGCGUAGGAACAAAAUGUGAGCAUGUAGAUUUCAAAGAAAACGAAAACUAAAGAAUUUUACUACUUUAUUAAUUCUGAUACCUUUUGAAGAGUUUCAGACUUGAAUCAACUGUGACAGGUUGGCUGUUAAAUGCUCAUUGUGUAAAUAUUGUGCUCUUUCCUAUUUUGCAAAUUUAUUAUGUGUAAAUAAACAUGCAUCAAGGAGAGAUUAAACAUUUUU
Onychostoma macrolepis is the source of this 9634-nucleotide messenger RNA. RefSeq names its product plexin A1a (gene plxna1a). The transcript is spliced from 32 exons. Gene Ontology annotation, cellular component: semaphorin receptor complex. The record is from RefSeq and is a predicted model, not a curated record. The coding region runs from base 393 to 6068 and encodes 1891 amino acids. Gene Ontology annotation, molecular function: semaphorin receptor activity; protein binding. Gene Ontology annotation, biological process: regulation of GTPase activity; regulation of cell shape; regulation of cell migration. NCBI's taxonomy places the organism in Eukaryota, Metazoa, Chordata, Actinopteri, Cypriniformes, Cyprinidae.